Molecule: messenger RNA, 468 nt
Organism: Prorocentrum cordatum
Lineage: Eukaryota; Dinophyceae; Prorocentrales; Prorocentraceae
Source: the annotation of a GenBank genome assembly
AUGGGCGACGCGAAAGGCGCUGCGAGCGGCCACGAGCUGGUCGCCUUUUUCCAGGGGCGCGGCACGGACGUGGAGUGCAGGACUCUGGACCAGAUCCUCGCGUGGGAAGAUGUCCUGAUGGAGCUCUGCCACGACUACGUGCAGUGGCUCUUCCCUACAGACCAGCCGUCCAGGUUCAACCGCGAUGCCCCGAUCUUGGACGAGGAGCUGCAGGCCGUGUUCCGCGCUGACGAGGGCGUCCGCGCCAACCUGCGCCGCGCGCUGGCGCGCUUCCUGGCCUUCCUCGGGCUCAGGCUGGACCUGCGCGCGGACUCCUGCGCCGGCGAGGCCCCGGCUUCCGUCGAGGUGGUCAGGGCGGCGAACUUCGACGCCCGGCUGCUGAUGUGCUGGAAGGGGGGGGGCUGUCCUGGCAAGCGCGACGGCCAGAGUCUCGAGGUGGAUCCAGCCCUCGGAGGCCCCAGCACGUAG